Molecule: messenger RNA, 1488 nt
Organism: Aspergillus terreus NIH2624
Lineage: Eukaryota; Fungi; Ascomycota; Eurotiomycetes; Eurotiales; Aspergillaceae
Exons: 3
Coding region: 1-1488 (495 amino acids)
Source: RefSeq, a predicted model, not a curated record
AUGAGACGUCACGUCGUGACCACCACGGAUUCUGAAUCCGAAACGGAAUACUCCGAAUCGGACCUCUCCAUGUUGGAGUACCCUCGCCGCCGACACUCCGUGCGCCGACGCUCCGUGUCCCGCCAUCGACACCGCGCCGCCCCAGAGCACAGCAGCACCGCCUAUCUCAGCCCUAUCGUGCAGGACAUCCACCUGCACCGCUCCGCGUCGACGGGGGCUCGGCGGCGGCGGGACCGAGACCGCGAGCGCCCGUCGCAGCCGCCCGCCGUCAUCGUCGACAUCCGCAACGACUCGCGCAACAAGUCCUCGAACAAGAACCGUCGCCAGCAGGAGUACGUCGACCCCUUCGAGACCGACGACGAGACACUGCUGCGCAGCCACCGGCGCCCCCGCGCCAACACCGGCAGCAUUUCGCGCGAGGCAUCCCCGCGUGCCAGCGCCCCCGCCGUGGCGGCGCCCCCGCCCCCGCCCCCCCGCGACUACGACCUCGUCGUCGGCCAGCGUCUGCUGGAGCGGAGCGACGCCCGCCAGGACUUUGAGCUCCUCAAGCAGCAGCAGGAGAUUGAGCGUCUUGAGCGCGAGCUGGCCCGCCACAAAGAACACCAGCAGCAGUUGCAGCACCGCGACCACUCGCAGACCCGUCCGAUCGUCAUCGACGACGGCUGGUAUGAGGAUGAUCUCAGCGAGCGGCUGCAUCGGCUCGAUCGGCUGGAGCGCAAGCAGCGCGCGGAGGAGGAACAGCGGCGCGCGGAGCAGCGGCAUAAGCUGCGGCUGUGGGAGGAGGAGCAGCGAAGACAGCAGGAGGAAGAGGAGGUGAAGGCGAAGCUGCAUGAGCGGAAGUUGAAAGAGCUGCAGCAGAAGAUCGAGGAGGAGGAAGAGCGCGAGCGCAUCAAGAAGGAGAUCCGCGAUGAGGAGGCGAGGUUGGCCCUCGAAAAGGCCGAGAAGGAGAAGAAGUUGGCGCUGAUGAAGCAGGCCGCCAUCGAGGAGUGGAAGCUGGCCGAGGAAAAGCGCAAGAUCGCUGAGCGAGAGGCCAAGGAGAAGGCGGACGAGGAAUUCCGGAAUCGUCUUCGUGCCGAGUUCGGAUACACCGAGGAGGAGAUCGAGAAACUCCUCAAGAAGAAGGAGGAUAAAGAGAAAGACAAGGGCAAGGAGAAGAAGGACGACAAAGACGAUGAGAAGGAGGAGGAAGAUCACCGUCGGACGUGGAUCAAGGUCCACCGGAAGUAUCUCCUCCCCGAUACUUUGAUAGCUUACCGUUUGCCUUGGGACUGGGACGAGCAUGACCGAAACUAUAUCAUCAUUAAACAAUGGAUCACCGAGGACAUGCAGGAGGAACUCUUUUCCCACACGCGCCGGAUACGUGAGGGCAAGCUCGUCACGCAGACCUCGAGUUCGCAGACCGAGCUGCGCGUGCGCGAUGGCAAGAAGGAUAAAUUGUACCUUGUGCGGAAGAAGAGCCCGAGCCGCCGAGCCUUCCUCUUCACCUGA